CAAGCACACACCAGCAAUCAGCUGACGAAUCAAAAGAUUUAGAAAGCAGCUGUUUUGAGCUGAAUCAGAUCCGUGGAAUAAACAGUAAGUUCAAGUAAAGCUGCCCAAGAAAGAUAUCAAUAUUAAACUAUAGGUGAAAGGAAACUGGAGAUCUACAGAUCAUGGAGAAAAAGGAGUUUAUCGCAUCGCUUGUGGCUGGAGGUUGUGCAGGUAUGUGCGUAGACCUCACACUCUUCCCCCUGGACACUAUUAAGACUCGUUUACAGAGUCAGCAGGGCUUCCACAAGGCCGGGGGCUUCAGGGGCAUCUACGCCGGUGUGCCUUCUGCUGCCAUAGGAUCUUUUCCAAACGCCGCUGCCUUCUUCGUCACGUAUGAAAGCACCAAGUCGGUGCUCUCCGGCUGUUUCUCUGCACCCAUGGCUCCGGUCACACACAUGAUUGCGGCGUCGCUCGGAGAAAUCGUCGCAUGUCUGAUCCGAGUCCCAACCGAAGUGGUAAAGCAGAGAACUCAGGCCUCCCCGUCUCUCCACACACACCACGUCCUGCUAGCCACUUUGCGUGAAGAGGGGGUUUGGGGACUCUACAGAGGAUUUGGCAGCGCAGUACUCCGAGAGAUUCCGUUCUCUUUAGUGCAGUUUCCUCUCUGGGAAUAUUUGAAGACUCUGUGGCGGAGGAGGCAGGGGGAACGGCUGGACUCUUGGCAAGCUGCAGUGUGUGGAGCUGUUGCAGGUGGCAUAGCAGCCUAUGUUACAACCCCUCUGGAUGUGGCUAAGACGAGAAUAAUGCUGGCGAAGGCUGGUUCUUCUACAGCCAGUGGAAACAUCCCUCUAGUUCUGUACGAGGUGUGGAAGUGUCGAGGUGUGUUUGGGCUCUUCGCCGGUAGCAUCCCCAGGACGACUUUCAUCAGCGUGGGCGGUUUCAUCUUCCUCGGAGCUUACGAGAAAGUGCAUCGCAUGCUCCUGUGAGACUUUCGGCCUCGACGUCUGCUGUCAGAAAAUGACUCGUAAAUCUGAGCUUAAACCUGAUCCUGACCAAAUUUACCCGGAUAAAGGGUUUGUACAGCCACACCUGGCACUCGAGGACUUACCAGGGAUCUAGGGUACCCUGGAAUUCACAGCAUAUCGAUUUUAACUACAAAAUUACAGCGUGGUUAUUUGUCAAACAUCGCUGCCACGAUGGUCAGAUUUGCCCUGAAAGUGUGCUGGUGUUGUACAUAAUGAGUUAAUAAAAGAUUUUUAUACUGAAAA
Silurus meridionalis is the source of this 1247-nucleotide messenger RNA. It is a transcript of the gene slc25a26, whose product is annotated as solute carrier family 25 member 26. Gene Ontology annotation, cellular component: mitochondrial inner membrane. Lineage: Eukaryota; Metazoa; Chordata; Actinopteri; Siluriformes; Siluridae. Gene Ontology annotation, molecular function: S-adenosyl-L-methionine transmembrane transporter activity. The coding region runs from base 162 to 965 and encodes 267 amino acids. The record is from RefSeq and is a predicted model, not a curated record. Gene Ontology annotation, biological process: transmembrane transport. The transcript is spliced from 11 exons.